AGAAGUUGGUGAGGCCAUAAAGGCAGUGAUAUGCGGUGAAAAUUGUCAGUAAGGGGAUCGGAGAAUUGGCAAAUAUUUGCAGUGAACGACAAUGGUGGUGAAGGUUUAUGGGCCGGACUUUGCUUCCCCAAAGCGUGUGAUUGUGUGUCUUAUUGAAAAAGAGAUUGAGUUUGAGACUGUCCCUGUAGAUUUGCUCAAAGGAGAGCACAAACAACCUGAAUUUCUCAAGUUGCAGCCUUUCGGAACAGUUCCUGUUGUUCAAGAUGGAGACUAUACUUUAUUUGAAUCUCGUGCCAUCAUUAGGUACUAUGCAGAAAAAUACAAGUCACAGGGAACUGAUCUUCUGGGAAAGACAAUAGAGGAAAGGGGUCUAGUGGAAAAUUGGCUAGAGGUUGAGGCACAAAGCUACAACCCUCCAAUUUUCGCCCUAACUCUUCAAAUCCUGUUUUCUCCCAAGUUGGGGUUUCCUCGUGAUGAAAAUUUGAUCGAAGAGAGUGAGGAAAAGCUUGCCAAAGUGCUGGAUAUUUAUGAGGAGAGGCUGUCAAAGAGCAAGUACUUAGCUGGUGAUUGCUUCAGCCUUGCUGACCUUAGCCACCUGCCAUUUACUCAGUACUUGGUGGGCCCAAUGGGAAAGGAAUACAUGAUAAAGAGCAGGAAGCAUGUGAGUGCUUGGUGGGAUGAUAUUAGCAGCAGACCUUCCUGGCAAAAGGUUCUCCAGCUCUAUUCUGCUCCUGUUUAAAAAUAUGAAAUGAGGCAAUUUCAGAUGUGCCUUUUGAAUAAGGUCUACUUUGUUUUAGCUGUUUGCUUUCAGAUCUUGGUUUAUCUGUGUUUUGAGAACUUAUCAUCAUCCUAUGUUGCCAUACUAUAAUCCAAUAACAUGAUGAUUGGGGUGUUUUCUUUUAUA
Molecule: messenger RNA, 904 nt
Organism: Durio zibethinus
Lineage: Eukaryota; Viridiplantae; Streptophyta; Magnoliopsida; Malvales; Malvaceae
Product: glutathione S-transferase F9-like
Biological process (GO): glutathione metabolic process
Cellular component (GO): cytoplasm
Molecular function (GO): glutathione binding; glutathione transferase activity
Source: RefSeq, a predicted model, not a curated record